AACGCGAACCUUCGGCGGAGGCUGGGGGCGACGGAGCAGCGGCUUGCGGCUGGCAUUUCGAUCAGGGAACCUGACGCUGCAGCAUAUGCGGGAGCUGGGGCGGCUCCGAAGGCAAGCCAACUCCUCAACGUGCAGAUGGUGGACGCCCGCCAGCUGAGCAAGCCGCGCGCCUUCACCGGGCUGCGGUCGGAAUGGAAGACUUGGGCAUUCGACUUCGAGGCCGACGUCUUCGCGGUCCACCCCUGCCCGGGGAAACUGAUCCACCAAGCGUCGCUGACGGCGGACGUGGGCGCGCCGCAGGGCGAGACGGGCGCGACGCCGAACGCGCAGCUAUCAUACAUUUUGGUUUCACUGGCCUCAGACGUGGCGAAGGUCGACGUCAGGAAGGCUCCGAGGGGCGAUGGCCAGGCGGCAUGGUGGCACCUGGUGCGCGAGUUCGCACCGGAUGAUGCGAACAGGUUCGCGGCCAUGCUGGGCCGCAUCAUCCAUUGCGGUAUCCCAGACCCCGCGAUGGCGAGCCUAUCGGAUUUUGAGCAGAUGACGCGAGAGUACAUGGGCCAGAGCGGCGACGUGUUCUCGGACGACAUGUCGCGGGGGGUGGUCGUGUCUGGCAUCGAGAACGAGACGUUGGCGGACCAACUGGGCCUGCGCGCGCCCGGGCUGGCGACCUGUGAGGAGUUGAAGACGGAGCUGAGGGCGAUCUGCUCGGCGCAGCGCCAUUGGGCAGCGCCCGGCUCGGACGGCGACGGCGCGUUUCACAUGCCGGCGAGCCUCGCGCCGGCCGUGGACGCGACGCGCGCGGCGGCGCCCCCGGCGCAGAUGCAGCUCCGUCAGAGCCCGCGUCGCGGGGCAGCCUCGACGAGCUCAACGGUCCAGACCACGAACAUUAGCGUGCUCGAGGAGCCGCGGGGCGCCCCGAGCACCCCCGAGAAGGAUUUCUGGCAGGUCGGGAUGCUCUACGACCCGAUGCAGUGCGACGCGCUCCCCGUGGCCCUCUGUGAGAUGAUCGAGUGCGACUGGGCGCUGUUCGACGCGGGCUCGGAGCUGGCGACGCGCCCGAUGGAGCUCGCGAGCGCGACGGAGACGCCCCCGCCAAAGACGCCGCCGCUCUGCGAGUCGGCGACCGACGACGAAGCAAUGAGUAUUGGCGCGCGGGUUGUCUCUGCCAAGAUCGACGGCGCGCCGCUGCAGAUCGAGUUCCAGGUGGCGAACGUCCAGCGCGCGAUCGUGGGCUUUGACGCCUUCGCCGAGAACGGCCACGCCCCGAUCCUCGGGAA
Molecule: messenger RNA, 1277 nt
Organism: Prorocentrum cordatum
Lineage: Eukaryota; Dinophyceae; Prorocentrales; Prorocentraceae
Source: the annotation of a GenBank genome assembly